Messenger RNA from Lepisosteus oculatus (spotted gar), 3497 nucleotides. It is a transcript of the gene smg8, whose product is annotated as SMG8 nonsense mediated mRNA decay factor. Gene Ontology annotation, biological process: nuclear-transcribed mRNA catabolic process, nonsense-mediated decay. The record is from RefSeq and is a predicted model, not a curated record. Lineage: Eukaryota; Metazoa; Chordata; Actinopteri; Semionotiformes; Lepisosteidae.
CACCCGGACAGGUUUUACCGCGGCCCGCGGCUCCCGGAAGUGUUCCGGGUCUCCUUCCGUGUAAGCUUUGUUUUCUCAGCCCGUGAAGAUGGCGGCGCCCGUGUCAAUGGGAGAGCUGCUGCGCUCGGAGCAGCUGGAGGACCCGCUGUACAAAGACGAGGGGCUGUGUGUGCUCGGGAUUUUCGGUAAAAGCGCCCUGCAGCCCAGCUCUGGUAAGGAAUCGCUCAUCAACACGCUGGCAGACAAGCACGUCUUUCCUCUGUUUGGGCCGGAGGGGGAUGCGGAUAUUCCCGGAGGAGGCAGCUUGAUUCGCGCUUAUUAUAACCAGGAGAGUCGGGUUCUGUAUCUGGUCCUCACCACCGUGUGUGACAACCGGCAGCUGCUCCGGGCCUGCGAGGCGCUGGGCUCCGGGCUCGGCCACGCCGAGGCUCACGACUUCUGGAAGGCGGCGGAGAAGCAGCGCUGCCUGCACCUGCUGUAUCUCUUCUCGCUGUGCCACAUCCUGCUGCUGGUGCACCCGACCUGCUCCUUCGAUGUCACCUACGACCGGCUCUUCCGCGCCCUGGACGCGCUCCGGCAGAAGGCUCUGCCCCUGCUGCGGGCGGCCAUCAAGGACUGCCCGGUCUCCAAGGAGUGGAAGCUGAACUGCAGACCUUGCCCGCCGCGCCUGCUCUUCGUCUUCCAGAUGAACGGGGCUCUGAAGGUCAGUGGCGGGGCCGGUGCAGGGGCCGCGGCGGGCGGAGACGCCCCGGGAGGGAACCCGGAGAAGCCCAAGAAGCACUCUCCCCGGCGCCGUCUGCAGCACACGCUGGAGGACCAGAUUUAUCGCAUCUUCCGCAAGAGCCGCGUCCUCACCAACCAGAGCAUCAACUGCCUCUUCACCGUGCCCGCCAACCAGGCGUUCGUGUACGUGGUGCCCGGGCCCGAGGAGGACCCCGUGGGCGCCCUGCUGGGGCAGCUGCGAGGGCACUGCACCCUGCGGGACAGUGAGCCCGGCGCCGUGCUGACGGGCCCCCGGCGCUACACGCAGCUGCGCCAGUCCGCCAGGCAGCCCUCCUUCACCGUGGAGGGCAGCAGCCUGGCGGGCGCUGGCGGGCAGCUGGUGGACUGCACGCUGAAGGAGUUCCUGUGGCAGCACGUGGAGCUCGUCCUCGCCAAGAAGGGCUUCGAUGACAGCGUGGGCCGCAACCCCCAGCCCUCGCACUUCGAGCUGCCCACCUACAGCAAGUGGGCACAGGUGGCCGGCCGGCUGCACCAGGUGAUGCUGGACAGCCAGGACGAGGGUUCGGCCGAGCUGGCGCUCAAGGUGCAAGGGCAGCUGAAGGUGCUGGAGGGCUUUCUGGACUCCGAUGCCAAGUUCUCGGAGAGCAGGUGCCAGAAGGCGUUGCCGCUCGCCCACAGUGCCUACCAGUCGAACCUGCCCCACAACUACACCACCACCGUGCACAAGAACCAGCUGGCCCAGGCACUGCGCGUCUACAGCCAGCAUGCCCGCGGCGUCGCCUUCCAGCGCUACGCCCUGCAGCUGCACGACGACUGCUACAAGUUCUGGAGCAACGGGCACCAGCUGUGCGAGGAGCGCAGCCUCACGGACCAGCACUGCGUGCACAAGUUCCACCUGCUGCCCAAGACAGGCGAGAAACCCGAGAUGGACCGCAAUCCGCCCAUCCUCUACCACAACAGCAGAGGGCGCUCCACCAGUUCCUGCAACUGUGGCCGCAAGCAGGUGCCACGAGAGGACCCCUUUGACAUCAAAGCUGCCAACUACGACUUCUACCAGAUGCUGGAGGAGAAGUGCUGCGGGAAGCUGGAGAGGAUCCACUUCCCCGUGUUCCAGCCCAGCACCCCCGACCCCGACCCGGAGCCGGAGGGCGAAGAGGCUGCGGGGCCCCCCGAGGCCCCGGCCGAGGGCAGUGGGGACGGCGAGCAGCUGAAGGAGGAGGAGGCUACCGGCCACACGCCGGGAGACAGCACCAGCCUGAGCCUGGCCCUCAGUCUGGGCCAGUCCGCGGACAGCCUGGGGCCCUACGGCGACGGCGCCGAGGGCCAGGAGAAGCGGCCCAGCCUGGCCGAGCGGCAGCCCUCCACGGUGGAGUACCUGCUGGGCAUGCUGCACUCCGGCUGCCCCGAGGGGCUGCUGCCCAGGUUCUCCAGCUGGUCCCUGGUCAAGCUGGGCCCGGCCAAGGCCUACAGCUGCCACUCCGGACUCGACCAGCCCGGCUUCCUCCCGGGCUCCACCUUCCUGCUGCCCUGGGACAUCGUGAUUCGCUGCCGGCCCGAGGAGGAGAUGGGGCUGGCGGAGCCGCUGGACGCCGCGCCCUCGUCCUGGCCCGCGCCCAACAAGGCGCUGGCUGGGAAGCGGGCCCCGACGGCAGGCCUGGGCCGGGGCCGGCGCGGGCGAGACGACGUGGCCAGGGCCUUCGUGGGCUUCGAGUACGAGGACGGCAGGGGCCGGCGCUUCAUCAGCUCGGGUCCCGACAAGGUGGUGAAGGUGCUGGGCCCUGGGGGCCCCAAGGAGUCCGCCACGCGUGCCCUCAACUCCGACAUGCCCCUCUACUUCCACUCGCCCACCCAGGGGCGCGGCCUCAAGCCGCACUACGCCCAGCUCGCCCGCCUCUUCAUCGUCGUGCCUGAUGCCCCCCUGGAGAUCGUCCUCGCCCCACAGGUCCAGCCAGGCCCGCCCCCCUGCCCCAUCUUCCACCCCGAGCAGAGGGAGGUGCUGCUGCCCCCGGACGGGUUCUGGGUGCUGCGCUUCCCCUACGCCUACGCCACGGAGCGCGGGCCCUGCUACCCGCCCAAGGACAGCCAGCAGCUGCCCAGCUUCCGGGUCCUGAGGGGCGCCCUGCGUGCCAACACCACCAGCCCACCCCCGCAGUGAACCCCCUGCGCCUCCAGGGACGAUGCCCCCGAUCGCUCGGAUGACCCCGCGGCCCCGCGGCAGGACCCCCCGCGCUGGCGGGGCGCAGGCUGGGCAGGACGCAAGGCAGCCGGGACAGACACCAGACUCCCGAGACACGGCUCACUGGAAAUCAAAGCCCGCAGAAGUCCGAGAGACCUGUGAGGGCUUUGUUGGGAUUUCAUUAUUUACUUCAUUUUCUCCUCUCUUUUCGGGUAAUCAGAAAUAUAACAGUUUCUGAGGAGAAUCUGCGUUGUGUUCUACUUCCUUGCUUCCUACAAACAAAGUGAAAUCGCUGUUGAGCAAGUUCAGAUCUGCUCUGAGGAGCAUCUGAGUGUCUUAACAGGUAAAAGCCUGUGCUUCACACACAGGCUGGGUCUUGUCCUGCGGAGGCCUGUCGACGCCCAGCUGUCUCCAGUAGGAGCUACGGUGCUCAACCAGCUAGUAGAGACAAGCUUGCAGAUGAUUACUUGACUGUAAACUCAACGAUCAUGACCUGCAACGUUCUCUAAAAAAAGAGAGUACCUGGAGUGUUUGCGUUCCUUUCUGACACCAGGCUAUUCACCGAUUUAAUAAAUGUAAUAAACGUUUGUCAGAUUUU